Messenger RNA from Brachypodium distachyon (stiff brome), 1042 nucleotides. RefSeq names its product tyrosine-protein phosphatase DSP3. The transcript has 5 exons. Gene Ontology annotation, cellular component: cytoplasm. Gene Ontology annotation, molecular function: phosphatase activity. The record is from RefSeq and is a predicted model, not a curated record. Gene Ontology annotation, biological process: protein dephosphorylation. Bases 261 to 839 code for a protein of 192 amino acids. Lineage: Eukaryota; Viridiplantae; Streptophyta; Magnoliopsida; Poales; Poaceae.
UCAAAAGAUCAUUUUCGCUUCCUAUCCCAGAACUCAAACCAUCCGCGUGCUGUGGAUCGCAAGCAACCCACGUGACUCCCCCUUGCCCACGACGCGACCGUUGCGAUUUUCCCGGAGCCCUAGUCGCGCAUUCGCGCGCCUUCUCGGAUCCCCCAUCCUCGAUCUCUCCAGUCCCAACACGAGAGCCGCGUGCUCUGUUGCGGAACCCGAUCUCGGAUUCAGCAAAUUGGGGCCGAGCUAGCUACCCUCCCGGGAAGAGCAUGAUCUUGGAGCAGUUCGACGAGGCGGCGGCGGCGGCGGCGAUGGUGGCGCCGCCUGCGAACUUCGGCAUGGUGGACAAGGGGGUGUACCGGUCGGGAUUCCCCGACGCCGUCAACUUCGGGUUCCUGCGUGGCCUCGGGCUCCGAUCUAUCGUGUAUCUCUGCCCGGAGCCAUACCCGGAGGCCAACUCCGAGUUCCUAGAGGUGGAGGGUAUUCACCUCUUCCAGUUCGGGAUUGAAGGAAACAAGGACCCAUACGUGUGCAUUCCUGUGGAUGCCAUCAUGGGGGCUCUUAGGGUCUUACUUGAUGUAAGGAACCACCCAGUUCUAAUCCACUGCAAAAGAGGGAAGCACCGUACUGGAUGUCUCGUGGGCUGCUUCAGGAAGCUGCAGAACUGGUGCCUUUCAUCAGUCUUUGAAGAGUAUCACCGCUACGCUGCCGGCAAGGCACGGUUGUCUGAUCUGAGGUUCAUAGAGUCAUUCAGUGUCGCCUGCAUGAGCGAUUGCAUGCUCAUGCUCAUCUACCUGUACCACGGUUGCCUCCAGAAAAGUAAGCGCCUCGCAUACAAGGAGAGAUAGCAACCGUAAUCGUGAGCCGCUUGACUACCUCCUGUCAUGUACCCUGAGUCCUGGCUGAGUUUGAUUGCAGAAGCUGCUGAAUGUAACAAAAGAAGUUGGUACUUGGGCAUCUGAUUCUUUUACAUGUCUUCAUGCCUUGAUGUGAAUAUUCAACUUUCAAUUCAUUGAGCAAUGAUCUUCCAAGUUGUUUACACCAGGUUACA